CAGGUCCCUGUCCCGUCAUUUGGGUUGUCGUCCGAAGAGAGGUAGGAAGUCAUAGCCCAGUCACCCCCAGACAGAGACACACCACCCUUUAUACAUCGAGUCCCCGGCUUUCCCCUGGGAAGAGGCUCAGGGAGGAGGCGGCGAGGAAGGCUGUUUCUGAUACGUGCAGGGGAGUCCGUCGUAAACAACCCAGGGAUUCCGGCCCUGGUGAGUCACUCCUCUCCUCUGGGCCUGCCUCCUGGUGGUCAGGCCCCACCUCUGCUGGCCUCCCUGCCCUGGGGUGAGCUGGUAGCAUGCUGUGUGGGGCCCUGGGGACUGGUGGGAGUGUGGGCUGGGCCAGGAUGGCUCCUUAAACCCUUGUCGAGGGAGGCAACCCUGGAGGGGCCCAACCAGGGCCUGGUCACGCUGUGAGGCCAUCGCUGGCCAGCAGAGGGGCCAGGCCACCAUGGGCCAUCCUCCCUGCCCCUUGAAAUUUCACACCCUGCCCAUCUUCAGUCCGCCAGGCCCUCCGAGUUGGCUUGCUCCCCGUCCGGGUCCCCGAGGUUUUGGCACUGGGCCCUCACCCAGGGUUAAAUAUUAGUAGCGGAUUAUCAGUCCAGGGUCUGGGGGAGGGUGGAAUUACACUUUCACCAGCCUCUCCGCUGCUGGAGCCACCAGUGCCCGCCCCUGCCAGACAAUGCCCGUGGAGGAGUUUGUGGCCGGCUGGAUCUCCGGAGCUCUGGGCUUGGUCCUGGGACACCCCUUUGACACUGUAAAGGUGCGGCUGCAGACCCAGACCACAUACCGGGGCAUCGUUGAUUGUAUGGUCAAGACUUACCGCCAUGAGUCGCUCCUGGGCUUCUUCAAGGGAAUGAGCUUCCCCAUCGCCAGCAUAGCUGUGGUCAACUCUGUGCUGUUCGGGGUCUACAGCAAUGCCCUGCGGGCACUGACAGCCACCUCCCACCAGGAGCGGCGGGUCCAGCCACCCAGCUACACGCACGUCUUCAUAGCUGGCUGCACCGGGGGGUUCCUGCAGGCCUACUUCUUGGCUCCGUUUGACCUCAUCAAAGUCCGGCUACAGAACCAGACAGAGCCCAGGGGGAAGCCGGGGAGCCCCCCACCCCGGUACCGGGGGCCCGUGCACUGUGCGACCUCCAUCUUCCAGGCCGAGGGGCCCCGGGGGCUGUUCCGGGGAGCCUGGGCCCUGACGCUGAGGGACACUCCCACCGUGGGAAUCUAUUUCGUCACCUAUGAAUGGCUGUGUCGCCAAUUCACACCGCAUGGCCAGAACCCCAGCUCAGGCACAGUGCUGGUGGCAGGGGGCUUUGCCGGCAUCACCUCCUGGGUCACAGCCACCCCCUUAGACGUGAUCAAGUCCCGGAUGCAGAUGGCGGGGCUGAAGCAGAGGGCGUACCGGGGGCUGCUGGACUGCAUUGUGAGCAGCGCCCGGCAGGAAGGACUGGGGGUCUUCUUCCGGGGGCUCACCAUCAACAGUGCCCGCGCCUUUCCUGUCAACGCUGUCACCUUCCUCAGCUACGAGUACCUCCUCCACUCCUGGGGAUGAGCCUGGCCGGGCAACGCCAGCAGCUCCCCGGCGAGACCACUGCCCACCUGCCCACGGGAGGCCACGCUGAAAGCACCAGCUCGUGACUGUGAUGCGAGAGGCUGAGCCCCUCUUUAUCAAGGCACCUCUGGCACGCAGACGGGGCUGGGGAGCAGGAGGCCUGGGGUCCUGCACUCCGCCCAGAAUCCAAGUCUGGCCUGGGCCUCCCAUCUGCAUGCGUCUGACGCCUUUGCUUCCUGAAUCUGUGAAGUAGACGCGCAGCCAGUGGUGCUGGUGACAUUCCAGCCCCCAGCCUGUGACUUCUCCCCUUUGAGAGCGCUCAGAGCCUCUGCUCUGCUGUCUGGUGCCAAGCACCCCACCCCCUGGAUUCCAGGGAUACAUCCUCGUCUGCCUCCCGCUUCACUUCCUUUCAAACCUCUUCCCGAAGGACUUGAGGGUAGCACUUAUGUCUCCUCUAGACCAGAAUCCUUCAGUGGCUCCAUCAUCUUCAGGAAAAAGCCCAAACUCCCCCUCCUCCUGGCCCCCUUUCCCCCAGCUUUCUUCUUCCUUGGUGCUCGGCAGCCCAGUCCCUGAACAAGCUGCGCCCUUGCCCCCCCCCUAGAAGGCGCCUUCCCUCGAGGCCAGCAGUGGGCAGUGCCUGCAGGGUGACUCCCCCAUCCCUGGGGCUGAGCGGCUCCAACCCAGGCUGAGCACUGUCUCCUGGAGUCCUUCUUCUGCUCACUUCCCCCUGCCCGGAACUAGUUCUGGGGUUUGCAAACCUCUCUGCUUGCCCGCAAGCCUUGAUUGUAGCCUUCGCCUGUGCUUUUAUCAUGGUUAUGGGUUUCCGGCUUCCCAAUAGAAUGGGCGCUCCCUGAGGUCAGGGGUCAUACUUCUGAACAUUUCGCAGCACCGAGCAGAUGCUAGAAGCAGCCCGCUAAGUGCUUGUUAAAUGAAGUGCACUCCCGACCUCUGUCCCGAGGUUUGCCAGCCUGGACCCCUCUCGGAGUCUCCAGGGGAGCGGUGUCUGUCUCGCCCACUCCCAUCAAUGGCACUUGCUUUCUUUACCUGUCUGAACUGCUAAAUGGGAAUUUUAA
This is a messenger RNA of Hippopotamus amphibius kiboko, 2616 nucleotides long. RefSeq names its product solute carrier family 25 member 45 (gene SLC25A45). Gene Ontology annotation, biological process: transmembrane transport. The record is from RefSeq and is a predicted model, not a curated record. NCBI's taxonomy places the organism in Eukaryota, Metazoa, Chordata, Mammalia, Artiodactyla, Hippopotamidae. The transcript is spliced from 6 exons. Gene Ontology annotation, molecular function: transmembrane transporter activity. The coding region runs from base 677 to 1543 and encodes 288 amino acids. Gene Ontology annotation, cellular component: mitochondrion.